Messenger RNA from Doryrhamphus excisus (bluestripe pipefish), 5779 nucleotides. RefSeq names its product CD248 molecule, endosialin a (gene cd248a). Lineage: Eukaryota; Metazoa; Chordata; Actinopteri; Syngnathiformes; Syngnathidae. Gene Ontology annotation, molecular function: extracellular matrix protein binding; calcium ion binding; extracellular matrix binding. Gene Ontology annotation, cellular component: extracellular matrix; external side of plasma membrane. The record is from RefSeq and is a predicted model, not a curated record. Gene Ontology annotation, biological process: cell migration.
CUACAGCCCAUGACCCCCCCUCCACCACCACCGUCCCCAAGUCCUCAAGCCACUCUCCCCCAUUGGGAAAACGUAAUUCUCCAUUUCAGUACUCAGCCGUUGUUUUCACAGCAAAACCAGACCCCCCCCUCUUUCCUCCUCACUGGUGACCUUGACAGCUACUAACCUACAUCCCCAUCCCAGUCUGAGAUUUAUUAGCACGGAGGAUCUGGUUGUCCAUGUGUGUUAUUUUUUUUGCAGGAAAUGUUCUUCCUGGCCUAGACUUGUAUGUGUUCUUAAGCUAGGAAAGCAGAUGUAUGUGAUAACAAAGAAGACAAGAUCAUUUUUUUUUCUAAUGAGGUAUCCGCUUAUGGAAAAGUGUUUGGAGUUUUGAAAACAUCUUGAAAAAGCUUUUUAUAGAACUUGUGUAUUUAGCACAGCUAGCCUCGAGCAAAGAAGACAUAGAAGAUAGCUUAUUGUUGGAUCAAGCUUUAAAAGUGUUGAGGAGUGUAUUAAACUACAUCCACAAUCAGGAUUUAUGAAAACCAUAUGACAUAGUCCUUCACUCACCCCCACUUCCAAAAACAUACACUCUCCUGCCCCCCUCCUCUUUGCUUUAUUUCCCUCCCACUCUCACCCUCCCGCUCCCUCUCACCCCUUCCCAUCUUGGGACAAUCUGCAUGCAACUCCAGUGAGUUCAGAUGCGUUUCUGCAGUGCAGACUGAGGAGCUCAGACUUUUCUCAACAGAAAAGUUCAAAUGAAGAAAGAAAAGUUCACUUAAGCAAGACUAGGCAGCGAGAUCUAGUCCAGUGGAGCAAGAGGAGGUGAGAGGAAUAUCCAAAAGAGGAGAAUGGGCUCCCUAGUGAGCGGCACUACAUCUCCCCUCCUGACCUCCCUGCUGGCUUUGCUUUUGGGACUUUCUUCCGUCUCCGGUGAGGACUUACGGGAGACGGACGCUCUGUGCAAUGCCGACGGCUGCUUGGCAGUUUACUUCCAGAGAAAGACUUUUCUGGACUCUUGGCGGGCCUGCAAGGAGAAAGGUGGAAACUUAGCCACCCUGAAACGCCAGGCGGAUGCCGCCACCAUCGAAACUCUCUUCACCUCUCUGAAUUUGCGACACUCGCGCACUAAGGUACAAGUAUGGAUCGGACUGCAGCGGCAACCCCGCCAGUGCACAUCCUCGCGGCUUCUUCGGGGGUUUUCCUGGACAACAGGGGACCAGGAUACAGAAUACACCAACUGGCAGAAAGACUACUCCGCCAAUAUGUGCUCAGUGCCUCGCUGCGUGGUUAUGGGAUACAACAUUCAGGACCAGACUGACAACUUCAAAUGGCUGGAUGGGUCCUGCUCCGUCCCCGUGGACGGUUACGUCUGCCAUUAUUCCUACACAGGAAUGUGUCCUGCCUUGUGGAGUGAGGGGGCAGGCAAUGCCUUCUACGCCACGCCGUUUAACCUCCUAAGCACCCUUCUGACCCACGCCCCUCUCGGAUCUGUAGCGACCAUGCCCUGCCAGACUGAUCAACAGUCAGUACUCUGUGUCUUGAGGGAAGACGGUUCAGUGGGGUGGUCUAGAGAUUCCCCUCUCUGCUCCAACCCCCCGGCAUCGCACAACUGGUGCGAGCAAAACAACGGCGGCUGCGAGCAUUUCUGCAAGGAAGCCGGCGGUCUCUCUUUUUGCGAGUGCGCUGAAGGCUAUCAGCUCGCAGACGAUGGCCAGAGCUGUGACCUCUCCGACGGAUGUCAGGAUGCCGACUGCGAGUUUGAGUGCGUGCCCCUUUCAGACCGGUACCGCUGCGCCUGUCCUGAUGGCUACAUGCUGGCUCCAGAUGAACACGGCUGCCUGGAUGUGGACGAAUGCCUUCAGAGUCCCUGCGAGCACCGUUGUGUCAACACUCCCGGAACGUUUCAAUGUCAGUGUCAAGACGGUUACCAAGUCGACGACGAGGGCGGCUGCGAGGAUAUUGAUGAAUGUCUGAGCGAUCCGUGUGAACAUGCCUGUGAGAACACAGACGGCUCCUUUAUUUGCCACUGCCAUUUUGGGUUCUCCCCGCAGCCCGAGGACACAAGUCGAUGCCAAGACACCGACGAGUGCCAGAUCGCAGGGACCUGCCAACAAAUGUGCGUGAACUAUGAAGGCGGAUUUGAGUGCUAUUGCGAGGAAGGCUACGAACUUGUCAUGUCUGAUUCUUCCUCAUGUCGGAAAAUAGGCGACCAAUCGGCUGUCACCAACCAACCACGACCUGAAUGGGACGCUGUGGAUUACGAGUGGAAUCCACAGCAGGGUCACACUGAUUGGGUACCGGAGGAGGAGCAAUCUCUGGACUGGUUGACUGACAUUCCCAAAGUUUUGGGUUCGGAUGUCAUUUGGGUGACCAGUGCUCCUCGGGAGGAACUUUUCAAUCCUGCUUCAGAAACACAGGAGGAAGGUAUCGCUAAUGGUGAUGAUGACAUGUUGGACAUGGGGCAAAAUCCUCAAUCUGAGCUGGACUUGUCCUUCAUCACCACCAGCACCACACCCACUCCCACACCCACCAUGUAUGAAGAUGAGAAGGAAGAAGAAGAGACCACUCCUUUCCCAUUUUUUUCCACCUCUACAAUCUCGGAAGGAGCUUGGAAUUGGUGGGCUGGGUUCACAGCUGCCGACCAGAGCCGAGGAAAUCCAGAGGAUAAAGUCACUGACUCUUACAUGCUUACUGAGUCCAGCUACCACAGUCCGCCCCAGGAAGAAAACCCCUCAGUCAGUGAUAAUUCUACAAAGGAGGGAGUGACCCACUCCCAAACUACUCCCACUCAAACCAUUCCCUCUCAGCCGCCUACAAUCCGUCACCUGGAUUCUGUACACGAGGGCGGCGGACAGACUCAAAAUGGCAACUGGCUCCUGGUGGGCCUCUUGGUGCCGGUUUGCAUUUUUAUCGUUGUCAUGGUGGUCCUGGGUAUCGUCUACUGUACUCGUUGUGCUGUGCAGCCCCGCAGUAAGACCGGGACCGACUGCUACCACUGGAUCUCUGGCGCUCAUGACAAACAAGGGGUUGCUAGCCCCUCUGCUGGGGUCAAGAGCCAUGUUUAGGUAGACGGCACCCCAAAGUGACACUCACAUAUACAGACUCUCAAGAGGUGUAAAAUCAUCCCGGACUUUGUUGUUUAUUGUUCAUUUAGGAGGCGAGAGACACUGAAAACCACUGAACUUGUUUUUCUUUGACUAUGCUUGGAUGUUCCAUACACUGAUCACAUGACUGCUUGACAUCCAAUUGCUUCCUGAUUGCUGUAAAUGAGGAAUUCUCAUGGUUCCGUUCACCAUUUACACCAGACACUAUGAAUGAACUUGGUAAUGGUUUUACAGUAAACCUCGGAUAUAUCGGAUUCAAUUGUUCCCACUGGUUUUGUCCGAUAUAAGCGAAAUCCGUUACCGGAAAAUGUCCGUUUUACGCAUAUAUCGGAUUUAUAUCUGGUAUAUGCGUUAAUCUGAUUUUAUCCGUUAUAAAAAGGCACUUCCUUGACUAUGUUUCCAAUGUACCUGGACGCGCAGGCAACGCUGCAAACGCUGCAAAUGACGUCGUAUAGCGGCCUGUCACGAUUCGGCGAAUCGGAGCGCCACGAUGCGGCCAUCCGAUAUAUGCGAGGGAAAUUUAAUGGAAAUGCAUUGGAACGGGACUGGAGAUUUUGUCCGAAAUAGGCGAAAUCCGUUAUAAAAAAAUCUGAUAUAUGCAAUGAAUUUUUAUUGGAAAUGCAUUACAGAAAAAUCGGUUCUUUUUUAUCUGUCCGUUGUGAGCGAAUUUCCGAUAUAUCCGAGUCCGAUAUAUCCGAGGUUUACUGUAUUUCAUUUGAACAUGCAUCAGAUUACAAUUGAAUGCAUCACAUAAUCAGUUCACAGUUCCACAUGUCCAAAAGGAGUAGGAAGAAGCAAAGCUUAAUAAAUCCUACCCCUCCAUCCGGUACUUCUAGAUCAGAACUGCAGUACUUUUGCAAUUAUUGUUUUAGCCAAAAUUUGACUGUAAAUUAUGUUCAUUUUUACAGCAUUGCUUAUUCAGCAAAUCCACAGCUUUGCUUUUCAUAGUCGCAUGAGUAUCCCAAGUGAAAUUCCCAGGAAUGUGCAGAAUGUCCACUUUUUAAGAGCACGUCUCUCUUCCUUUUUGGAUUUCCCUUUGAGAAAACUUGGCAGCGUCGUUAUGUGAGGUACAGACAAAGUCUUGGAAGGAACCUUGACUUUUUGGCCGUCAGUCACACGGUAACCAGAAUUCUCUGUACGUGCCUGGAAUGUUGUACGGCCAUGUUGAAUCAAAUCCAGCUGUUGGAGGAAACCAUCCAGAAAGACAAUCACACACUUGUUACAUCUUUGGAAAGGAGAAACUAAUUAUCACAUGACAAGAUGAGGCUCGUUCUAGCAAUGGAGGGCAUUUAAAAAAAAUAAACAUUCUUUAUCUCAAUUUUCUCGUAUUUAUUCAUUAAUAAUAGGUAAUAAACCUGAUUGGCUCAUUUCAGGCAUCAAAUGCAUAAUUGUAUUAUUUGUUUUUAUCUUUUAUUUGCUCUACAGUUGUCCCUUGCAAUAUCGUUAUGUUGUGUUUUUUUCAGAUAUUAAUUAUGAAUGUGAGUGUGAAUGGUUGUUUGUCUAUAUGUGCCCUGUGAUUGGCUGGCGACCGGUAGAAAAUGAAUGAAUGAUAAUUAUUGAUCGCUGUUUCGUGGUAGACUGAGAUCUAUUAAUUAUCCAAACAUAUUGAAAUACAUGCGUUAUGUGAUAUUUUGGCCGCUAGGUAUUAGUAAUGUCACAUUGAUGAGGCAUACAUCCUUAUUACAUUACCUUAUCUCGAUGGAGCCAGCCAUGGAUACGGAGUGAAAAAUGUGUUUCCUCCAAUUCUGUAUGGACUUGGUAAGUUUUUGGCUUCUUAUUUUGUCAUUUUUUCCCCCACUCCCUUUGAAACCCUUUCUUAGGUUUAGAAAAAAUGUGAGUUCCUGCAACAUCAGAGAUGUGCAAGCAAUGAAUAAUGACUAUAGGGGUGUUAUUUCAUGUCUACAGGGCUCUAAUAAUGUUGAAAAAAAACAUAUUUAGGAUGUCAUAAACAGGUUUUCUAUGCUAUAACUAUGAAAACAUUCCAUUUAUUAACAAUGAAUCGUAUAAUUAAUUUAUUGCGGUUGGGACCAAUUAACUGCUAUAAACAUGGGAUGUACUGAAUUAAAUGAGUAUAUUAAAAAAAAAGAGUCUCUUGUGUCAUGUGACUCACUACUUUCGCCUCCUACCACUCUAAAAAUGUUGGGGUAGCAAGGCUGCGUGCAUGUGGAAUGCAGAUUUCUUGCAUAAAAACUAUUAUUUAACAUAACAUUAAUUAAACAAAUGUUUCAAUGAUUACCAGAGACAUGUAUGGUUAAAAGGAAAUGACAUUUUAAUGGACUUUUAAUUUUUUUUAAUUUGACAUUAUAUUUUGGACUAGAGAAAAUGGCAUUUUAAAGGGUACUUCAGAAAUGUAUUUAUUUAAAAAUAAAUUAAUGUCUCCUUGUUCAUAAAAAGUACUCCAAUCCUGGGAUGAUCUGUUCAAAUUCAGCAAAUUCACUUUUACACAUUUACGAAAAGGAUCUUGAAAAUGUAAUAAAAAAAAAGAACACAUGUUUUUGAGGGUUGUGAGGGUUGUUUAUUUUUGAUCGAAAUCAAUUUUGAAGUCAAUCAUCUACAAUGACAUUGAUUAAUGGCUCACAUUAUUACUUGUGACAACUUUACUGCAACAAAUUCCCAGAAUCAGCAGAGUUGCUGUUAAGUUUUGUGUUGUGUUGACUCAUGCAUCGCUUUUGAUGAAAACCAGCUUAUGGCUU